Tinamus guttatus (white-throated tinamou) is the source of this 1817-nucleotide messenger RNA. NCBI's taxonomy places the organism in Eukaryota, Metazoa, Chordata, Aves, Tinamiformes, Tinamidae. The record is from RefSeq and is a predicted model, not a curated record.
AUAAGCAUUUGCACUUUGACACUACCAUUUAAUGAUUCACUGGGGAGGAGAAUGAGACCUUUGCCAGGAGAAAAUGGCAUCCCAGAUCUAGGAAGAGAUUGUCCUGUUUUUGAAAGCUGUGGCAGGAGGGUUUGGCCAACUUCCUUUGUAGUCUGAACCAGAAAUGGGUAUUGAAAAGCAACCAUUCCACGUAGAGCCUACAAACAUAGUUAGCGUGAAUGAUGACACACACAGAGUCACUGAUGAAGCUUCAGCAAUGAAUAAGAGGAUUCAUUACUACAGCAGGCUUGCCUCUCCUGCACACAGGGCUCUGAUUGCUCCUGAUCAUGUACUUCCAGCACCUGAUGAGAUAUAUGUGUACAGUCCAUUAGGAACUGCAUUUAAAAUUGACAGUUGCACAGAUGGCCAUGGUAAAAACUCCAGUAUAGUGACAAUAUUUAUGAUAUGGAAUACAAUGAUGGGUACAUCUAUAUUAAGUAUCCCAUGGGGAAUAAAACAGGCCGGCUUUACUUCUGGAAUCAUUCUCAUCUUACUGAUGGGCGUUUUGACACUUUAUUGCUGUUACAGAGUUGUGAAAUCACGGAAAAUGAUACCUUUAAUAGAUACUUCUCAUUGGGAAUUUCCAGAUGUUUGCAAGUAUUAUUUUGGAUCCUUUGGUCAAUGGUCAAGCUUCUUGUUUUCUAUGGUGUCACUUGUUGGAGCCAUGGUAGUUUACUGGGUGCUGAUGUCUAACUUUCUGUUCAACACAGGAAAGUUUAUAUAUAACUUUGUUCAUAAUAUUAAUGUAACAGAUAUUGUUCCUGGCACUAAUGAAAGUAACAAAGUUAUUUGUCCGGGUGCUGCUAAGGAUUAUCCACCUCAAAACGGGAGUGUGACACUCUUUUCUGGCAACAGUACCAGUUUUGAGCUCUUCGAGGAGUGGUGGGACAAGUCACGAACAGUGCCGUUUUACCUGAUUGCUGCUCUUCUGCCCCUGCUAAAUCUGAAGUCUCCAUCAUUCUUUGCAAAAUUUAAUGUUCUAGGUACGAUUUCAGUUGUCUACUUAGUUUUUCUUGUCACUGUGAAGGCUGCUCGUCUUGGGAUUCACUUAGAAUUCAACUGGUUUACAGAGAACGAAUUUUUUGUACCAGAGUUUAGAAUUCUGUUUCCUCAGCUCACAGGUGUUUUGACACUUGCCUUCUUCAUCCACAAUUGUAUCAUCACCCUUCUUCAGAAUAACAGGAAUCAAGAAAACAAUGUGAGAGACCUCUCUGUUGCUUAUUUCCUGGUGGGAUUAACGUAUCUGUAUGUUGGCAUGAUCAUUUUUGCAUCUUUUCCUUCCCCGCCAUUAUCCAAAGAAUGUAUAGAACAGAAUUUUCUAGAUAAUUUUCCCAGUGAUGACAUCAUGUCAUUUGUUGCAAGAAUAUCUGUUCCAGAUGAUGACUGUGUACCCACUGUUGGGCUAUCUGGCACGAGUGCAACUACUGGGACAAGUUUUUGGAAAUGUUUACCCAAGUGUUUUCCGUGUGCUGGUCCUGAGCAUAGCAAUUGUAGGAGCUGGAGUAGCAAUGGCAAGAUUUUAUCCAAAUAUAGGAGGUAUCAUAAGAUACUCGGGAGCAACAUGUGGUCUGGCCUUUGUGUUUGUGUAUCCAUCCCUCAUCUACAUGAUCUCCCUGCACCGUGCUGGGCAGCUGACGUGGCCAGCAUUGAUCAUUCACAUCUUUAUAAUCCUCCUUGGACUGGCUAAUCUGAUUGCACAAUUCCUAUUGUGAAAACUCCCCCCUCUCCCCAUGGCUGCCACCAGUGGUACUGGGACAUUUGGCAACAGCCUUGAGCAA